Astyanax mexicanus (Mexican tetra) is the source of this 5542-nucleotide messenger RNA. RefSeq lists its product as uncharacterized. The transcript has 5 exons. Gene Ontology annotation, biological process: protein phosphorylation. The record is from RefSeq and is a predicted model, not a curated record. NCBI's taxonomy places the organism in Eukaryota, Metazoa, Chordata, Actinopteri, Characiformes, Acestrorhamphidae. Gene Ontology annotation, molecular function: protein kinase activity; ATP binding. The coding region runs from base 62 to 1366 and encodes 434 amino acids.
AAAGCUUCAGUCUGUGGGAUGUUCAGAACAUACCCAGGCGACACAAGCCAAGUGGACUGAGAUGGACUACUCUACCAGAACGCUAGCGAAGGGCUGCUUCGGGAAGAUCUACAAAGAGGACUACAAAGGCAAAUGGGCAGCCUUGAAGAAAGUGCCCUCAGGGUUCAUCUCCAGGGAACAGCUGGAGAGAGAGUGUAAAGUUUAUUACAGAGCACAUCACAACAACGUGGUAAAGCUUCUUGGGGAUCCGUGGAUGCAGGAUGGGAAGUGGCACAUUCCUCUGGAGUUCAUCUUUGGAGAAGAUCUGGAGACGACCAUUUUUAGUGCACAGAAGUCCAAGAUAUCGCUCACACCAAAGGUGAAGGCCACCAUCAUCACAGGAAUGUGUGAAGGCUUGUUCCAUCUGCACAGCAAAGACAUCGUCCACCAGGAUCUCAAGCCAGACAACAUCAUGGUUGAGCAUGAAACACACCGCGCUGUGAUCAUCGACAUGGGCCUCGCAAAAUUAUCAGUGAACGGCUUAUCCUCUGCCCAAAACAUGGGGAACGAGGCCUACUCUGCUCCUGAGAUCCUGCAGGCCAAUGGAAUCCGGGACAAGCGUUCGGACGCCUGGGCGAUGGGAAAAAUGGUUGCAGAGCUCAUUGCAAGAGUCAGACUGCCUACCACCUUUGUGUCCCCCGUCAAAAUCCAAGAGACACUGAAAGACAAUCCUUACUGCAGUGUUGUGUCCAAGAUGGUGGCUUCCAAUCCCAUAGAGAGAGCCUCAAUGGUCGGGGUGAUUUCUGAAAUCCGGCGAGCUGGAGUGAUUUACGGGGCAGACGUGACACCUAAACCUGGGGCAGGAACAGGAUGGGCUAACCCAGGUUUGGGAGCACAAGCAGUUGUCAAAGCAGCACCAGCUCCUGUUGCUGCAGGACCAAACCAGAGAAAUCGCCCACCAGCACCAUUGGUACACAAAGAACCAGCAGCUGCAAUACCGCAGAUACGGACCCCGUAUCCUGUCAAAGCUGCCCCAGCUCCCGUUAACCCACCUCACAUUAACCGUAGCCCAUCUCCCAACAAUCGUAACCCAUAUCCCAUCCACCGUAGCCCAUCUCCCAACAAUCGUAACCCAUAUCCCAUCAACCGUAACCCACCUCCCAUCAACCGUAGUCCACCUCCCAAAGCAGACGCUCUAGUUCCAAUAACCAAUGCUGAAUUUGCUGCUAAGUUCUCACUGAUGUCCCUACCCCCUGACCUGCCACAAGAUGGAACUGUGAUCCAGCGUCGCUUCGACGGGGAUAUGCAGCAGCUGCAGUACAAAGAAAUAGUCAUGAAGGACGGAAAAGUCGUUAAGUAUGAUGACGUGAGAUAUAUGAAACCGUAGAAGAUCAAGAACUUUAUAAACAGGAUUCCACUUUUUGUGUUUUGGUAUCUAAGGUUUUGGUACCAAGACUGAAACCUUGAGUUUUGGAUUGAUUUUGCAAGCUUUAAAAUAAGCCAUCAGACUCUUCAAACACUCUACUGUCCUAAAAAUGUUUUAUUCAUUAUCAUUUACAAUGUAAAUGUGUAAAAAAUGUGACUGGGAUGGCUUCCACUACCUUCACCUACCUUCACAUAUAAUGGAUGAUGGAUAUACACCAGUGGUGGAUGGAUGGAUGAAUGGAUGGAUGGAUGUGGCCAUGAUUUUAACAUCACUUCCUUGUUUCUACACUCACUUUGUACUUUGGUUGUAGUUCUGUAUCCUUUUCUCGUUUCUAUACAUACUUUAUAAUUAUCCUCCUAAUUUCAUCCUGUUCUUCAAUGACCACAACUUCACAGGAGAGAAAAACAUUUGUUCUCAGCACUGCAGUGAUUAGCACUGAUUAGCAUGGUGAUGGUGUAUGCGGUGUUAGUAGAGUGUGUUGUGCUGCUGCUACAGUGAGUGAAUCAGAUACAGCAGUGCUGCUGGAGUUCUUAAACACAUCAGUGUCACUAUUGCACUAAGAAUAGUCAACCGACCAGAAGAAUACAGCCAACAGCUUCCUGUGGGCAAUGUCCCAGUGAACACGUUAUAAGAAAGUUUAGCAAUGUUUAAAAAAAAAAUGGUUCCAGGAAUGUUAGCCUGUAGUAUUACAGAAAUUAUGUUCCAGGAACCUUCUGAAAAGGUGUGCCAUAAUUUGUUUGCAUCACAUUUGUUUGCCAUAAUGAUUUGCAUCAUCCCAUUAGAAUAUUUCUCACAUAAUCUUCACAGCUAGACGAAUACUAACAUUACUAAAACUUAAAAUUAAAACUUUGACACAAGUGAAAUGUUCUAGUAACAUUGCUGCAAUUCUAAAAACUUGACAGAUUGAACAUUCUGAGGAUGUUAACUCUAAUUUACAGAAAACGUUCUACUAACCAAAAAUUGUUAGCUAGGCAUGCUGUGAUGUGUUAAAGGACUAGAGAAUGAGCAACACUGUAAGAUGUGCAGAUAAAGAUUCUGAGCUUCUGUCUCUGGCUUUUAUCUUGUACUUUAUCUAAAAGGUGGAGCAGCUGUAGGAAGGAAUGUCUAAUAGAGUGGAGGACUGUGAGUGAUUAUACACAGUGUUUAAAAACUCCAGCAGCACUGCUGUAUCUGAUCCACUUGAUCCACUCCUGACCACUGAAAACCAGGCUAAAAGAAAAACAACAAAUAAAUAUGAAGUGUUCCUGUAAGCUUAGUGUAAAAACAGGGAGAUGAUGUUAACGUUGAGGCCGAUCAGUGUGUAUAUGUAUGUAAUAUACUGUAUAUAGCUACUGUAGGUAGAUAGUUGAGUAGGUGGAUAAGUAGGAUAUUUGUGUGGGAGUGUUGGUGUUAUAAGUGCAUAUCUAGGUGUAAUUAAUUGAUCCCCAAGGGGAAAUGUGGGUGUCAUGUUGGCUGAUGCACACAAACAGUUUCAGUCGUGUGCAAAACUCAUAGGCGUGGCAUUUAAUGGAAACAAUGGGCCACAUUCACUUAAGAAGAGUUCUUAAGAAGAAAUUUCUUUCUAUAAAAACACUUACCAGUUCUCACGAAGACUUUCACCAGGCAUUCACCGGUCUUUUCUUAUUUGUGAUUUUUGUACAGUUUAAAUGAGGACAAUGUGAUUCAUCAUUACAUGAGCAGAACUGUGAACAUUUCUUUUAUUAAUCAGAUGUACACUAAACAAAAUUAUGAAAAAAAAAAAAAGUUUUGCAACUUUCUGCAUUUGCUUUUUUUAAGUUAAUUUAAUUUCAGAUAAAUUUAAGUAACUUGAACUCGGUUUCAAAAAUUAAAUGUUACACAGAGUAAAUAAGUGAACUGAACUUCAGUCAGUCCUUUCUUUUAGUAAACUUUACUUCAUUUAUUUUUACUGAAUCACUCCUUUCUUUUAGUAAACUUUGCUUAAUUUCUGCUUACAAUAUUACCUACUUACAAUUACCUAAUUUAUACAAUAUUACUAAAAAUUUUACUUUAAUUUACUUAAAUAAAUGAAGUAAAAUUUACUAAAGAAAGGAUUGACUGAAGUUCAGUUCUCUUAUUUACUCUGUGUAACAUUUAAGUCUUGAAACCAAGUUGAAGUUACUUAAAUUUACAUGAAAUUAAAUGUACCUAAAAAAAGCAAAUGCAGAAAGUUGCGAAACGGUUUUUAAGUAAUUUUUUUCAGUGUAGAUGUUUUGUUAGGGCUUUUCUCAGUAACUUAUCACUGUGUAACCAGAUAGCAGUGGACAGGAACAUUCUUCUAUAGUAGCCAAAAGAGCUAGUGGCUUAAGAAGCUUCAGCAGAUGAUUCCUUGGAAGGGAUUGACAGUAUUGCUUUUAAUUGUCAUUAAGGCUAUGUUCACAUUACCAGGCUUAAGUGACUCAAAUCAGAUUUUUUUUAUUAGUGUGGCUCAGGUGUGAACGUGCCAAAUUAGAUUUGUCCAAAUCAGAUUUGUGUCACUUAGAUUUGUCCUAAAUCAGAUACAUAUCUAAUCCAUGGACAUGCAUCAUGAAUGUGAACAGUCAAAUCAGAAUUCAUGCAUCAUUUUUUUGCUUUUACGCAAAAACGUCUCUUGGUGCAGCUGGGCAGCUAUAGCUGCAAAAACAGCAAAAGCAAACCGCCUGACCUUUUUUCUCCUCCUGGACCUGAGCAUGAACUUCAGACCAGCUGUUUACUGUUUCUCCACUCCAGCAAAAGGGACAGAUUCGUUCACAUUACACACAGAUACAGAUCUCUUACAUUUGUGAAUGUGAACCAUCAAAAUAAAAAAAAAAUCUGAUCUGAGCAAAAAAUCUGAUUUGAGCAAUGUGGAUUGUAAUGUGAACGUAGCCUAAGACAUUAUUUACAAACCCACUUUUCUUACAUCAUUGUGACAAUAUUACUCACCAAUGUCAUAAAAUAGAACGCUAUAGAACUCCACUAGUCAGGAAAAACCAUAAGGUAACCAAAUAAUUCACAAAAGUUUCUGCACUUUUUUGGUGUUUAAUCUGUUAAUAGUGAAAGUAAGAGCAUUUCCUCGUACACACUGUGAAGGGAACUCAAGGGAUUGGGACUAAACAGCUGUGUAGCCUUAGGAAAACCACUUAUCAGUGAGGCUAACCAGCAAAAACUGCUUCAAUUUGCUAAGGGAGCUUAAAUAUUGGACUGAUGAGUCCAGAGUGAUGGAGCAUCAGGGUAAAAAGAGAGGUGGCUAAAGUGAUGUUCCCAUCAUCUACCAUACAAGAUUGUGGGGGCGGAUAUAUGAUCUGAGGUUGCUGCAGUUGGUCUGCAGGUUUAGGUUCAGCAACAGUAUGUGCUGAAAGAAUGAGGUCAGCUGACUACCUGAAUAUACUGAAUAUAGACCAGGUUAUUCCAUCAAUAGAUUUUAUAUUUUUUCCCUGAUGGCAUGACCAUAUUCCAAGAUAAGACAAUGUCAGGAUUCAUGGUGCUGGAAUUGUGAAAGAGUGAUUCAGGGAGCAUGAGAUCAUCAUUUUCACACAUGGAUUGAGAGAGUUCACCACAGAGUCCAGAUCUUAACCUCAUUGAGAAUCUUUGGGAUGUGCUGGAUGGAGAAGAGCUGCUUUGUGCAGCGGUCAGACUCUACCAUCAUCAAUGCUGCUGCAAUAUCUUGGUGAAAAAUUAAUCCAGCAACACUGGAUUGAGAUAAAUCUUGUGACGUUGCAGAAGAUUAUUGAAACAAUGCCACAGUGAAUGUGUGCAGCAAUCAAAGAUAAAGGAGGUCCAACCAAAUGUUUGAGGCAACAUAUGUAGAUGUAGUCAGGAAGUCUGGAGUGUGGUGUUUGGGCUUUUUUUGAGCAGCACCUAGAGAACUUAAUGUGCAUUUGAGAUUUUUUUUUUUGCCAAGCACAGGGAGUCCUAUGUAGAUUUCCACAAAACCUGCAGAACUGGAGCUGCCAUUAAUUACUAUGAAAUAAUUGACUCACUCAGGGACAAAGAGAACAGAGGACAGAUCACAGGUGAAGCUGAAUAAGAGACAAGGACUCUCUCUGGAUAGUAAAGUAAAGACUGCAAUGUUUCAUAUCUAAACUUUCCUUAAAAGUGAAUGACAUUGUGUGUUUCUUGGGUUGUAUAUGUAUGUACAUAUUCUUAUUUUUUAGUAAAAAAACAUACAUUUAAACAAAA